Molecule: messenger RNA, 2687 nt
Organism: Oncorhynchus keta (chum salmon)
Lineage: Eukaryota; Metazoa; Chordata; Actinopteri; Salmoniformes; Salmonidae
Gene: c1qtnf1
Product: C1q and TNF related 1
Exons: 4
Coding region: 234-1136 (300 amino acids)
Molecular function (GO): protein binding
Source: RefSeq, a predicted model, not a curated record
ACCUAGUCUCUCUGCAGACAGCAGGCAGCAGUGUUCAGUGUUAGGGGGAGAGUUGGAGGAGGAUGACACUCACACACUGACUGACUGCAGGGAUCUGAGGAAGACUAACCUGGAGAAAACCAGGACAAAAUAAGGUUGACGGUGUGAUAAACGUGGGCUAAACCAGGCUAAGUCAAAGAAGCAAGCAGGAUCUUUUCCAUAUAGCCUUGUGGAUCCAAAAUCAUAGAAGCAAUAUGGAGUUAAUUAUGACUGAUGUCACUUCCUGUUUCCCGAAGAUGACAGUGCGGGAUGGGCAGCCGCCCUCUGCCCUGUGUGCGUGGGUGGUACUGCUCCUGUUGGUGGUCUCAGGUGAACCCUACCGGACCCCCUACGACCAGGAACAAGACCAGAACAGAGACAGGGACAGUGAGACAACAGACCUCAGGACAGACCCCAGGACAAACACCAAGGUCUACCACAGAGAUGUCAGUGAAGUGAGGGGUAAAGACUGUCGGCGAUGUUGUGACCCUGGAGAGCAGCCCCCUCCUCAUUAUUCCAACCCCCACUACCAAGCGGUGCCACAGAUCAACAUCACCAUCCUCAAAGGUGAGAAGGGGGACAGCGGCCAGCGAGGACCGUACGGUAAAUCCGGUAAGUCUGGCCAAUCCGGUCCCCGAGGGCUCAACGGCAUCAGGGGCACCAAAGGGAGCAUAGGGACCCCGGGUGAACCCUGCAAGGCCCAGUACGCUGCUUUCUCCGUGGGCCGCAAGAAGGCCAUCCACUCCAACGACUACUACCAGACCUUAGUGUUCGACACCGAGCUCGUCAACCUCUACGGCCACUUCAACAUGUUCACCGGCAAGUUCUACUGCUACGUGCCAGGGGUCUACUACUUCAGCCUGAACGUGCACACGUGGAACCAGAAGGAGACGUAUGUGCACGUGAUGCAUAACGAGAGGGAGGUGGUUAUCCUGUACGCUCAGCCCAGUGACCGGAGUAUCAUGCAGAGCCAGAGCCUGAUGCUAGAGCUGGAGAGAGAGGACCAGGUGUGGGUCAGGCUGUUCAAAGGGGAGAGAGAGAACGCCAUCUUCAGCGAUGACUUUGAUACCUACGUCACUUUCAAUGGACACCUCAUCAAGCCAAAAAACGAGGGGUAGGAGGAGGGGGACGGUUGCGUCUAUGUCCCAGGUGGCACCCUUUUCUAUAUAUAGUGCACUACUUUUGAGCAGAGCCAUAUGGACCCUGGUCAAAAGUAGUGUACUAUAUAGGGGAGAACAGGGUGCUAUUUGAGAUGUAGACAGGGUUGUGGGCUUGUGUGAUAUUAUGGACAUGUGUGAAACGAGAUGGAGACACAAUCAGAAGAGUGAUUGGUUCACAGUUCAUAGUAGAAUAUCUCCUUAAUUUUCUUAUUGUGUCUUUUAAUAAAUGUAUUUUAUAUAACAUAAUCCAGAUAGCAAAAUAUAUAUUUUGAGAAGUAAACCAAGCCAAGUCUUAAUCUAGCAAAAACAUGUUGCACACACAGUCCAAUAAAGAUUGAGGAUCUUUUGGAUGUUUUGUCAGGAACCAAACAAAAUGAAUUCAAGAUUGUCACUGUUGUGUUGUUGAGUUUAAAGUGCUUUGAGGGUGUGAAGAAGUGUCCUGCAUCUGCAGCCAUCACAUAGCUGUACUGAUGUCCCUUUGGCCAGUAAACCUUAAAAAGUACUCCAUGUCCCCUGGCAGCACUAAGGGUACAUCCCAAAUGGCACCCUAUUCCCUAUAUUUUGCACGACUUUUGACCAGAACCCUAUGGAGCGUGAUGAAAAUUAGUGCACUAAAUAGGGAAUAGGGUGCCAUUUGGGAUGGAGACCAUUUUAUGAAUUAUGUAUUUUGUGUGAUGGAAAGUAUUAUAAUUCUUACCAAGUUUGCACUCAGAUAAACCAUAUGUUAGGUUAAGAGCACCCAUCAUAGCUUUCAAAUGCAGAUGUAGCGAUAGAGCAUGUUUUUGAGUUACACAAAAUGGCUAUUAAAUUACACUGUAAACAUAUCCUAAAACAAGUAUUGAUAGGGCUUACCCAGGAAAAACCUCCAUUACAGACCAAUUCACAGUGAACAGGAGAUGGAGCACUUUAUAUCUUGUUAUUCAGGCUUUAUUCCCUGACUGGAUGAACUACACAGGUAUACUUCAUAUAUCAUAAAACAUUUCAUACAACCUGGACUAGAUAAAGCAACAGGUGCUAGAAGUGAAUGAGACAAAGCAUGGCAUAGCUGUACAUUCAUUCACAUAGCUGAAUUCUGGUUGUUCAGUGACCGUGGACAUUCAAAACCUGGAAGCAAACCUCUUUCCAUUCAGAUAGAAAAGGUCACUUCAUUUCUGCAGUGUUGUCUGUCUGACAUUUGUAGACUGUAGUCAGCCCUGUCUGUGGAGUUAUUGUACUAGGGUGGGGUUGCCCUUUGAUUAUUUGAAUAAAAAACCCAGCGCUAAUAUUGACAACAUUGGUCCAGUGUGGAUGUAAUCCAGUCUCCAUAAUACAACAAUAGACUCAGAUUUACUGAAGAUACAAUAUCGGUUUAGCAAAAAUGGAAAUGAUAAUCGCAUAGGGCAAAAUCAGUUACAUAUACAAUAAUAAUACUACAUGGUGCUUUAACUGUUCAAAAUCAGUUACAUAUACAAUAAUAAUACUACAUGGUGCUUUAACUGUUCAAAAUCAGUUACAUAUACAAUAAUAAUA